Engraulis encrasicolus (European anchovy) is the source of this 5601-nucleotide messenger RNA. RefSeq names its product mucin-2. The record is from RefSeq and is a predicted model, not a curated record. Bases 496 to 5481 code for a protein of 1661 amino acids. The transcript is spliced from 5 exons. NCBI's taxonomy places the organism in Eukaryota, Metazoa, Chordata, Actinopteri, Clupeiformes, Engraulidae.
ACAUAGGGGCGUAUUGUGGAAAAUGUGAGGAAAUGUUUAUGACAAAAUGGUUACAGGGGAAUGUCGGUCUUCUCUUUUCGCCACAAUCACAAGCAUCAACUUCUAGGAUAGGCUACUUCAAACUUCGGCGUUGUCGUGAACGUCUUCACAACCGCGGCAACUCUUUUCUCGUGUCCUAGAUAAGAUAGUAUUUUCCUCUGGAACAAAACUUCCCAGUCUAAAGUACAUCCAUGUUUUUGCGCAACAUUAACCGGAAAUCAGGCUCUAGAUCUGCGUUCAGCCGACCCUUGGCUUGGCCAUUGCGGACGAGUAGAGUACGGAUGGACAUCAUACUCCAGGUCAAGUAGUCAACAAUUGUAUGCGCACCGUGAUCUUUCCAACUAUUCAACUCUUUUCAAAGAAGCACAUCCCAUGACGUGGGGAAAACACGCCCGAAGGCUUGUGCGAGGAGGUGACCGAACAAGCUCUGUAAGGUGCAGCUAAGCCUACAGUAGAAUGUCAACUGGAGAAUUCAUACGUGUGUUGGAGAAAGGAGAGGUGAACAUCCCAGCUGCAGUUAUCCUCUGCCACAAGGACUUUGGUGGGAAAGCCUUUCAGCGAGAGAGACUAUGGGAUGUCAGGGGAGUGGAGACGAGGCAUCAGCAGAGCCAACUGAACCACACGAAUAAUCCUUACAGUGCCUCUCCUCUCUCACAGCUGUCAAUCAGCGCAGACGAGCACACAAAUACAGACUUCUUCAAUGGAAGUGUGCAUUCUAACGAAGCCAGUAGCAGUGGUGAUAUUGAAUUGGAUAAAUCUCCCGACACACCCCCAUCACAGUUCAGCUCAGCGUUCCGCCACCACCACCACCACCACCACCACACCUCAGCAGAACAAGACCGGGCGGCCCCAGGUGUGGAGUUCAGGGAGUGCAGUCCUACAGGAGUGAGGGAACCAUACACUACAACAGGGGUGACUAAAGAAGAGCCUCUACAAAACAACCGUCUGGACGGGCAACUGGCCCGACACACUGCUGAGGAAGAGGUGCCAUCGCAUUUGGAGAAUGAACGGGAAGCAUCUACUCAAUCAGAGAGUGCGUCUGGAUCGCACCCCUUUGCUCAGGAUUUAACAGAUGGGACACAGGAACCUGUCACGUUAAAAAGACUCAGAGAACCAGAAGCCCCUCCUGCGCAAAACAAAGCGAGGGUCAUACACGUUAAGGUCACUAAAUUUCUGGUGUCCGGGAACCAGAAAAAACAGGGGCCUACGAACACAGACGAACAGAACGGUUCGGGUGAAAAGGUCAGCAGUGGGGGUCGACCAAUCGUAUGCAAGCUUCUAGAGCUCAAAGAGGAAACCCUUAUUCCUUACUCACAGAGUCCUGACUCGAACUCUAACUCUAAUUCUAACUCUGCAGCUGAUUUGGAGCACAGCUGCGAGGUUGACUCUCCCCCAGACAUGUUCACGUCUUCCGUCAUGACAGCACUUGUUCCCAACUGGAGCUCUCGGUCCAAGAAACAGAGACCGGGUGGUGGAGAUGUGAGUGGCAACAGCAACCCUGCCGGGCAGGAAGUGAAAAGAAGGGGACAGGAAGUCCCUACACCAUUGAGUCUCUUCGCUCGUCAUGUUGCCCAGCAACCGAUUAGUGGAGAGCCUAAGCCCCAAACUGGAGAUGUAUUUCCUGGGUUGAGCAAUAAGGAGAAUGCGCACUCCAUGUCAACCAGUGGCAGCUCUAUUGGCUCACUGACGGGGAGCAAUCUCUUUAACCUGAGAAACCGUGAGCCCGCGAAGCAACGUGUCUCACGGGCUUACUCUGCUGGUAUGACGGGAGGAAAGGCAGACGUCAAAACCGAGCCUGCCCAUCCCCUAACCUCACUGGGAGACACAGUGUUAAGGCCGGUGUCUCCCCAUUCUCAGGACCUGCGCUGGUCACGGACGGAUGGUCAGACGGCAACUAACCCAUUUUCCGCUGAUAUGAACUCAUCUUCUCCAACUCCAACCACUGGCAGCCUCCUCCUUUCCCUCAGGAAAAUGAAUGCCAGCUCCAAAAGCACAGGCUCGCCAUCCUCCCCAACCAGCUCCCUCACUGCUCACAACAAGAAGGGGAAUCGCAUGUCCCAGCCACUUUCCUUCGCGACACUGCAGAGGAACAGGGCGAAGCCAGAGCAACAACAACACCAACAACUAAGGUCAUCUCAGCCCAACAAUACCAUAAACAAACCGAAGGGGGGCACAGAGUUCUGUCCUUUGCCGUUUUCAUCCUCUGAGGAACGACACAGCGAGGGUUUGAGGCCCCGCCUGUUUCUGUAUCCCAACAACAACAAUUUCCACAUGAACACAUCAUCCACUUACAACAACAGCAGCUCAUCCACUUACAACACUACUUCCUGCAGCACUGACAGAGGGCUGUCUCCUACCUCACGGCAAUACAGCAAUGUCCUAAAUGCUACCAAAAACAGUCCUCUCAGCCCCACCCCAGGAACCAUGCUGAGGCGGCAACAUACUGUUGAGGGGGAGACUCUGCAGCAAGCCAAAACGUUUCACACCCCUGUAGUGAGACGCACUAUGAGUAACAUGGCUGACACUCUGAACAAUAACAACAGGGUUGGGACCAUGUUGUCUAAAGAAAACAUUGGCACAGGAACGCCCUCACACUCACACUCACGCUCUCACUCUCACUCCUCAGACAUGUACGGUGGUGUUUCCAGACCGUAUGAGACAGGCCUCAAUCUGAACACGUUGUCUCACCACCAAACAGACGAGAUGGCACUACGGAGUCCUCCAAGUUUAGCCAAUUUCAACAUAUACGGCAAAUCAAAUAGCUAUGUGGCACAGCAUUCAAAGACAAUUGAUGUGCCGUCUUUGUCCAGCAGGUCAAACAGGAGUGUAUCACCAGCUGUAAGUCCCCAGCUCAUCACCCCUGUGUCCCCCAGGGUAGACUUCACAGCGUCACGUCCGUCACCCAACCUUUCGUCACCUUUGCUGUUAAAAGAUUCCACAAAUAAAACUCCAUUAGUACAAGAGAGCACUGCAACCGGCCCAAGGCCUCUGUUCAUGAGAGAUUCAAACAUCACAGACAAUCCGCUCUUCUCACCUGAGAAAACUCACAGCCCACUUGAAAGGUCUUCCUCCUUCCCUUCGUGGCAAAGGAAGGUGGAGGAGCCUCCUGCAAACAUACAUCAGUCACCCUUCACUCAAGAUACAGUUGAGCGACCAGAUUCCUUGUCCCCAUCCAGACCCAGAGGUAUCUGUGCUCCGAUCACGUACUCUUCCCUCAGACAUAGUCCAGCCUCCCCCACUUCUCCAGCACCGAACUCCUCAGUCUUGCUCUCUCAAAGAAGAGAAGAUCCUUUCUCUCGGAAACUAUCUCCACCGCUGCCACAAGAACAGAGCAAAACCCUGUCAAAGGUGCUCGACUCUUCCAGCAGACAAAUUUCCAGCCCAGUGCAGAGAAAGAACCUUACAAAAGACAGCGGAUCUUCAAUCAGAAACUUCUCCAAACCUGAGCCAAAUGGAAACCUAAGAACAGGGUUUGAAACCUCCAGCAGACAUCUCCCCAGCCCAGCCUCACAGUUCACCUUCGACUUGAGUUCAACUGAGAGGCUGAGGUCUCUCUCAAAGACAGACUCUCCCGUAACCCCAGUCUCGGGAUCCACUCUCGGAUCCCCCUACAGUUCUAAAGAGAAAGAAAGGUCCCCCAUGACUUCUUCCUCACCUUACGAAAGCCUCCGCUCUUCAUGGUACAUUCCCAGCAGUAGUAGUGCCUCUCCUUCACCUGGGCCCCACCGGCUGGAGAGAUCUUCCUCUCUUGGCAGCACGCUGAACACAUUAGAAACCGGGGAGGUGGGCAGCACAUCACCAGUAUCGCCUUAUCUUCACUCGCCUUAUUUCCUGCUAAAAUUCUCAGAGGAGAAACCGAAAGCCGUUGACCUAUGGUCAACACAAGCAAUGCAGAAGCAACAGCAAAGAUCAACUAUGCCAAUAGUGACGCAGGGGAAUGUUAAUCAGGGACCAACUGCUACGCAGACUGUGUUAACCACACAGCACAUGUCACAUGCUAAAAGCCUUGAAAGCUUAUCCCCUUCUCAACUUUUAUGGUCACCUCUGGAAACUGGGACACAGGCGUUGAAACUACAGGAUGACAAGAGGACAAUGCUAAGAAAUGACACUGCUGAACAAGUAUCCAGAAUCCGUCCUGAGACAGAAAAAAAGACUCAGCAGCUUGAUCCCUCGGUGAGAAGCACUCAAACAGAGCGCAAACAGGAAAGCAAGGAUGUGACUGAUGCACAGGACCAGAAGUGGAGUUUGUUCCUGUCAAAGACACAGAGAGACAGUUCCUCUCAUGACAAGGAAAACAAACCCCGUGCACAGACUCUGGAGAGACCCAAGAAAAAAUCGCUAGGAAGUCCAUUUGAUGUGAUGUUGGAUCAGUAUAGACAACCACUGAGUGGCAAACACAAAGAUGAAGCAGCUUUGAAAACUGAAGACCCAUGUUUGCACCACAGAGAGACAUUGAAAUAUGGGGUCCAACCGUCACUCAAAGAUUCUACCUUGAACUCUCCAGUCUCCAAAAACAUGAUAAGCCCGGGUCUGGUAAUAUCAGACCAAGUAUCAACCAAACCGCCAAAAGGUAACAAGAGAGAUGAGUCACUCUCUAAGGUACCACAAAUGGGGGAGCAGCAAAACACUAAAAAUCAGAACCAAAGCCAUAGGACCAGCUACGUCAACCAGUAUGCCACCCUGCCAGCCAACUGGAGGACAAAGGCCAAAGGUUCCUCCAACCUCAGCAAUCUCAUGGAUUUUUACAAGGUUGACACAGACAGUGUGAAGAAUUUUUCUAGCACAAGCCAGCCAAGGAGGACAAAAACCACAUCCCUGUCUGAAUCGAAAAAUGACGGCCUCUCCAGCAAUGCGUUUGAUCAAGAUGGACUACUGCACCCAAGUCUGGGACUGUUGUCGUCUCAAACAGACAUUAAGUACGGUCUGAACCAGAAACGUUCCUUCUCUGUCAACAGUGUGCAGUCCAGCAGACCCUCGGGUCCUGGACGAAUCUCAAGGUCAAGCUCUAGGGCAAGCAGCAUCAGUGACCUUACGAGCUUGGACGACCUUGUGACCCUGGAGGCCUUAGGCACGCCAGACGACAAGCACAGCAGCAAAUACACCUCCCUUCAAAUCGGACAGAGCAACAGAUCACCUGAACGCAUUUGGAGUCCUGCAAAUCUGGAGAAAACUUCCUUCCCGUGGGACAAAGACUCUGACCCUACUCCCCCACCCUCUCCUCCUAUGUCGCACAGCCCCAGGCGCUUGUCAAAGGGCCCCAGCUCAUCUUCUCCAGGCAGUCGGACUUCUCCUCAAGAGAAUCUGUCAUCCCCGAGAGGGCACCUGCCAUCCAAGGGCUACGCCGUCAACCUGUCAGUGUUUGAGGAGUCCAGUUCUGACUGUGAUUCCACAACUGAUGAUGAGUAUUACCUGGAUGGGGAUGGCGACGAGACAGAACUGUAACUGUGUGUGGGGGGCAGGCGGGUGAUGGGAGCUCCAUCAUUGAGAUCUUUAGGUAGUUUCUCCUCAAACAGUCCAUCAAGACUGAGUCCUGUGUGUGUGUGUGUGUGUGUGUGUGUGUGU